Spodoptera littoralis (African cotton leafworm) is the source of this 4563-nucleotide messenger RNA. The record is from the annotation of a GenBank genome assembly. Lineage: Eukaryota; Metazoa; Arthropoda; Insecta; Lepidoptera; Noctuidae.
AUGCACUACUUGACAGACUUCAUUACGGCCACAUCCAAUCACCUCUCCAUUCCAGGUGAUCGCCGAUGCGGACAUCCAGCUGUACCCCCGAACGCCAGAGUAUUCAUUCCAUCAGGAGACAUAGUGCCUGGUACCAUCGCGACCUAUGAGUGUGAUGAGGGUUAUGAACUGUUCGGGGCCCAUCAGAGAGAAUGCACCCUCAGGGGCGACUGGACCGCUGAAGCACCAUUCUGCGGUACAAACGUUGCGUUCAGGAAACCAGCAAACCAGUCCACCACAGUUCGGGGAGGUGCUGCAGCCAACGGUAAUGACGGUGAGAAGACCACAGAACAUGAUGGCAAGAGGUGCACGGAGACACAGAGGGAAGCCUCGCCCUGGUGGCAGGUGGACCUACUCAGGCAUUACGCCGUCAAAGUAGUCAGAGUCACCACUAGAGGAUGUUGUGGUCAUCAGCCGCUUCAAGAUCUGGAAAUCAGAGUGGGUAACAGCAGCACAGACUUGCAGCGCAACCCUCUAUGCGCUUGGUUCCCGGGUACCAUCGAUGAAGGCAUAACGAAGACGUUCACGUGCGCGAGGCCACUGGUUGGCCAGCACGUGUUCCUGCAGCUGGUUGGCGUUGAAGGCUCCUUGUCUCUCUGUGAAGUUGAAGUGUUCACCACUGAAGAAUUCUCCAACGACCGUUGUGCCCCAACCGGAGCCCCUGCUGACAUCGAACUGGCUGCCUUCUCUAGAAACUGCUACGAGUUCAACGUGGCUAAGGGCAUGUCCUUCGACGACGCGAGGAAGCAAUGCCAGACUCAUGGAGGAGAUCUCAUUCAUGGAUUCCAGGGAGCGACAUCGAGUUUCUUGAUUCAAGAGCUGGAACGAAGAAAACCUCAGCUGAAGACUCAGUUGGUCUGGAUCGGAGCACAAAAGGAACCAGGGCUAACUUCCAGAACCUGGAAAUGGGUUGAUGGUGAACUGGUACAAAAGCCGACUUGGGGCAAGGAUCAGCCGAACAACUACAAUGGUGAACAGAACUGCGUGGUGCUGGAUGGAGGUCGAGCGUGGCUCUGGAACGACGUGGGCUGCAACUUGGACUAUCUACACUGGAUCUGCCAGUACCUGCCUCCUUCUUGUGGAAGUCCGGAUAAGCUGCUGAAUACCACCAUUGAAGGAAACAACUACCAAGUUGGAGCUUCCAUCGCCUACAGAUGUCCAGAGGGGCACAUGCUUCUAGGAGACACAACUAGGGAGUGCAAGAAAGAUGGAUUCUGGUCUGGUGCUGCACCCAGCUGUAAAUACGUGAACUGCGGUGGACUGACGCCAAUUCAAGAUGGAGACGUAUCUCUAGUCGACGACAGGACGACACACGGCGCUAAAGCAGUGUAUUCCUGUCGAGAAAACUAUACCCUGGUCGGGGAAGCCGAACGAAUGUGUAUUGACGAUGGGAUCUGGAGUGGCGAAGCUCCCAAAUGUUUGUUUGACUGGUGUCCCGAACCUCCUCCUGUUACUGGAGCUAUCGUCACAGUUGAUGGUCACAAGGCUGGAUCCCUGGCGACCUACAGCUGCCAAAAUGGAUUCAUUCUGUUUGGACCUCCGAGCGUAACCUGCACUCUUGGAGGAUCAUGGUCAGGUACACCACCGUCCUGCAAGUAUGUUGACUGUGGAACACCAGCUCAAGUGCAUAAGGGUUCCUUCAUACUGCUGAAUGGUACCACAACGUAUGGCUCCAUCGCUCGGUUCAACUGCGAGCCUGACUACUGGCUUGAUGGUGCGGAGAUCCUCACUUGCAACAGGGAUGGAAAAUGGUCUCAUGAUAUACCAUCUUGUGAAUUGAUAUCGUGUGCGGAACCUGAGGCUCCCGUCGGUGGGGAGUUUGAGGCCUACGACUACAACGUGCACUCCACCAUCGACUUCCACUGUGAGAAGGGUCACAAACUGGUCGGCGAGUCCAGUCUCACGUGCCAGACUGAUGGGGAAUGGUCAGGAGAAUCACCCAAAUGUGAAUAUGUGGACUGCGGUAAACUUCCACCAAUUCCAAACGGUUCAGCUGAUCUUUUGAACGGAACCACUCACCUGGGCAGCGUGAUCCAAUACUCGUGCACCACAAACUACAGGCUCGUGGGUCCUGUUCGAAGGAUCUGCACCGAAGACUACCGAUGGAGCGAAUCCUCUCCGAGAUGUGAAGAAAUCCGCUGUUCGGAUCCUUUGGUACCGGAGAACAGCAUCGUGUCAGUGACUGGUAACGACCGCAACCACGGACGCACUCUGAUUAGAACUGCCGUCACCACCAGCGUCGGUAACAGCUACCGUAUUGGAGCUCUCGUCAAGUACCGCUGUGAACGAGGCUAUAAGGUGGUUGGCGAGAGUAUCUCCACCUGUGAAGAUAAUGGCCAAUGGAGCGGAGUUACACCGAGAUGUCAAUAUGUUGACUGCGGAAACCCUGGUCCAAUCCAGAAUGGCGUAGUGACCCUAGCAACAAACGCAACAUAUUACGGUGCAGCUGCUUUGUACGAGUGCAAUGAGCAUUGGCAACUAGAUGGCGUAUCUCGAAGACUGUGCCAGGACAAUGGCACAUGGAGCUCAGAGCCACCAGUAUGCAAAGCUAUCGACUGCAAGUCACCGGGUACAAUUGAGAACGGUCGUAUCAUCAUUUCGAACAGCUCCACGUUGUUCGGCAGUUCCAUCGAGUACCAUUGCCUGCCCCAGUUCCAGAGAGUAGGUCCCUUCCUUCGCAAGUGUAUGGAUGAUGGUAAAUGGUCCGGCGAGGAGCCCAGCUGUGAGAUAAUCAGCAACGAAGCCGCUGAGAAUGGCACGUUGCCGCUUAGUGUUGGAGUUGGAUGUGGCGUUGUGCUUUUCCUUCUCAUGUUAUUGGGAGUAAUUUAUUUGAGGCUCCGUAAAGCCACGCCAGUGAAGAACACAGAGAACAUCGAAGGAGCCGAGCGUAAGGAAGACCAAAACGCCGCAGUGAUGAGUUAUGCAACACUCCAUGACACGAAUGGACGACAUAUCUAUGACCACGUUUCCGACAACGUGUACGACUCGCCGUACAGCGAAAGGAUUGCCGAUAACGUUGCUUACGGGAGACGAAGCGACACGGACUCUGCGUAUGAGCCCGAACCGACCGGCCCGAGCGCAGUCGUCACGAUCAACGGAGUCGCUGUGCGCUGACCGCUGACUGACUCCAAGUGGCUCGUAAGACUUUUAGGUAACCAAAUCCGACGCUAAAUUGGUGUUCCUCAGUGUAAAUGUUACCUGUAAAUUUUCCCUUAAAAGUGGUUACCAUUGACUCGAGUGUUCAAACGAUACGAUAGUUUUAGGGUUAGUUAUGAGUCCCAUUUGCUAGUUGAUCACCAACCCUUACUAGGUAUUGUACCAAAGAUGUAAAUGUGUUGGAUUCGUGUGGUAUGUUUAAGAUUGCAAUUCUUAUAUAUCGUUGUCCAUUGUCACAAGUGUUUAACUUUAUGUUAUGCGUAACUUAUCCACCGUCGGAUCGGAGAAAAUUUAAAAAAUGCACAUACUAUAUUAUUAUUAUAACCCAGAAAAGGUCUAGUCUCUUCACAACAACUCGAUGCAUUAUGUACAUUUAUGACACCUUCACCAUAUCAGAAUUGCAGUCUUAAAUCUCGUGUAAGUACUUUUUGUUCAUAAUUUUUACAAUAACUCACAAUACGAACAAAAAGUAUUACAAAUACUUUGUGUAUUUAGUUAUUAAAAUGUAUUUAUUGUUGUAUAUCGAACAAUUAGAAUUUGAUGCCAAAAUAAUUCUGCGAAUAAAAUAAUGCUUUUAUGAACAUGUUAAAUUAAGGAAUAUUAUUUAGUUUAUAUUCUUAUUGUUCCUUUUGUAUUGUGUAGUUUCUUUAUCGGGAUACCUUUAUACUAUAAAUUCGGAAUUAUUAAGGGAUAAUGGUGGAGUACUAACCUGACACGUGCCUAUUAUAUACUGCUUUAUAUUUUCUCUUACAUAUUGUUUUGUAAAUAUUAUUGUUUAAGUUAGAAUUAAUAUUAAAAUAUUAGAAACUCAAUGCCUAUAAAAUCCUAGACCUACCUGAGACUUCUAUAAGGAGUUAAUUAUUUCAUUCUACCUAAAACCGAUGUAGACUGUAUUUUAUUAUAAAUUAACUAAGUACCUACCUAGAACAAAAACCUAUCAAUUUAUGUUAUAUAUGUUGCCUAAUUAAAGACUAUGGUAGUAACUUUUGUUGUUAACUGUAGGUACCUGCUAUUCCUUUAUCAAAAUACUAAUUCAAUUGUUUUUAAGAACGCAAUUAUUGAAUCAAUAUUAUAGAACAUAGUCAGAACAAAUAGGCCUCGAAUUAGAAAUGUUUUACUUGAAUGAUCUCGACAUCACGACUCGUGAUUAUCGCUAAACUCAUCUUGGCCUGCAACCAGCUCCUCCUGCCAAUGCCAUGGCGUAUCAAUUUUAUAUUCUUCCUAGAACAGAAGUAAGGACAUCAUAAACUAUAAUUGUGAUUAAAUAUUAAGUGUUCAUCAGAUUAUACAGUAAUAUUUUUGUUAUAUUUUAUAUGUACAAUAAUUUUAAUUUAGACGGAUUCGUUAAAUAAAUGUUCUGAAUGUGUA